AUGAGCCAAUCCCAAGAGGGCAUAUCGUCGACCAGAGCGACCGCCAAGCAAGAACGCUCGGUGAUGGAGAUAGACCAAGCUUUCGAGCGGGGAAAUUUGAUUGUUAUCUUUGGGUCCAUGAUUUCAAUCUGUGCUUUGAAGUGCAGUACGGCAAGAGACAAAACAGGAGAUGAGAAAAUGAAAAUGGCCAAAAAUCUUUCGUGGAAGUCGUUUAUCAUGAACGGAUUUGAAUACCUGGAAACCAACCACCCGGAAGCACUUGAUGAGAGCGAAAUUCGUGAACUGCAGCGGUACAGAGAGUGUCUCCCGUCCCGUCAGGUCAACAUCGGCACAAUGCUACAGGCGGCAGCAUUUCUGAAAUCAAAGCUGGGCGAAAUUGACGACCUCCAGAGAUGGCUGGACCUUCUAUUCAAAAAUCUAUAUGAAGACUUCAUUGGAAAUGGUCCUAAUGAGGUCCUCGAUAGCAUAAAAAUGCUAUACGACUCUAACAAACGCGUCCAAAUUAUCACAACCAGUUAUGAUGAUCUGAUCAGCCGCCAUUGCAAGGCAUCUACCAUAUUGCCUAGCGAAGAAAAGAAAUUAUGGGAUUUCUUUUCAGAUUCAAUCCCGUGGAAAAGCAUCUUACAUACCCACGGGAUUUGGAGUGAGGGCAGUGGUGCGGUGCUCGAUGGAAUUAACUAUUUCGAAACCAGGGCGCCUGUUCUCCAACAGGCUCUCAAAUCAUGCCUUCGUGGCCCUAAAACUCUGUUGUUUGUAGGAACAGGCCAAGGGCUAGAAGAUCCGAACUUUACUAGUCUGUUGAACUGGGCAGAGCAGGAGACUAGAGAUAUCCAUCAACGCCAUUACGUUCUUGUUGCGGAUGCCGAUGGUGAACAGCCCGGGCGAGGCCAGGUUCUGGAACCUAUCAAAUAUGGCCACUACUCUCAGCUUCCAUUAUGGCUUACUGAACUGGCCCAGAAGAGUGACAAAAAUUACACCCCACACCAGGAACCGUUUAUCCCACCGGGUUUACCCGUGUCGGAUGAGUUUGUCGAUGUGCAAUCUGAGACAGACACCAAAGACACUAUCAUCAACGAUCGGACUCAAUACAGGGAUUACUAUUUGCGGAAGAAUUUAGGGUGGAAAAUGAGCAAUGAAAGGAGAAGUUUCCCCAUUUCUUGUCGAAGCGAAGAAGCCAAAGCGUUUGAAAAUACUGUGACAGCGCUGGAGAAAGAUUUGUCUGAUCACAAUAUCCGAUGGACGUCAAUUGACUGUAUCGGACGGUCUGAAUACGGAACGGCUGACCCCAUAAAGUCAACAAUUUUGAUAACCGUGCCGCCUGGACACUCGCCAGAUUACAAAUCACAGUGGAAAUGUGAGUGGAACAAUAAGAAGUUCGACCUCAAUAUUGAAAUUAUGAACGGAGGAAUAGAGCAAGAGUGUUUUGGGAACGCAAAACAGAAAAUGGACCCUCUGGCAUGUGGCUCAUCUUGCGGGUCCUUAAGUCAGCCGCGAAGGACUGGAACAAUUGGAGGUUUCAUUAACCUCACAACCAGCCUCAACGACCAGGAGGACAAGCCGGUGUAUGCUAUGAGCUGCCAUCAUGUAUUCGCACCUGACCAACCUCGUGUCAAGUGGGGAAAUGCAAAAAUUCGGCGACUCUUUGACAUGGUUUACGAACUGGGUGGACGGUCCCGCUCAAGGCACGAGUCGCAAGACAAGAUUACAAUACUCAGUAACUGGAUGAAAGUCGCCUUCGCCUUUCGGGAAGGCGAAUGCCUUGAAGUUUUCAAGGUGCUUUCCAGGAUAGCAGCCGAACGACCGCCGAACCCAGGUCAGAUUUCAUUCAUGGCUCACCUUUUUCUCAAGAGAUUCUGCCAGAGAAUAAGGCAGCUGGGAAGCAAGUAUGAUCUGGAAGUUGACAGCGAGACCUUGAAUCGAUUGGAACCACAAAUUGACGGCAUUCUUUCGGGACUUCAGCUAAGAUUUAGGCUUGGUCCUAAAAUGCUUGAGCGGGAUUUAUUCGCCUCGAGUAGACUCCCGCAGAACUCAGCGAUCCCUUUGGGUGAAACACAUAUCUAUAACGCGCUGUGCAACGAAGGAGAUAUAGCAUACGCCAGUAACCCAUUGACGUCCAAAGGGACCUCUGCUGUGAUACCCCGAAAGCUCCUGAAUUUGUUCGAUCUGGAUACUGUAACCUCUUCCGGGGACCAGUUCUCAAGCUUGGAAGACAUUCAUUGUUUUUCCGAAGAACCAUUGGCACUAUGGAUAAAUACAUGGAACAAAAGAGACGCGAUUUGUGAGGCCUCAAGCUGUUAUAUUGACCAUCCCUCUACGAUGGACAGAGUGGCUACGCGCCAAAACCUUGAACACAUACUAACGGAGUAUGGAAAGUGGGCUGGGACAUCUUCUUUGCCAGUCUCACCAGAAUUGAUGCCGGAACUUGGGGUCGCGAACGUAUCAGAUAAGUUCAUCCGCGCGGCGAAAACGGAACUAGAUAAAAGCGGUGAUGUUGACGAUAAUCGGGAACUGGCAACUAUUGGAGCAAUAUCUGUGUCAAGUGGCCUUGAUGCGAAGCCGGAUCCAUUCGAUCCACAUACCAAGAUGGAAUGGGAAGACUGGGCAUUGGCGAAACUGUUGCCAUUUGUUGAAUGUCGAAAUUUCCUUGACCAUAAUGUCCUUGCCCCAAGCUCUCUCCAGAAAGACGGACAAGAGGUUUUCGCAGUGAGGUCAUGGAAGGAAAAAAGUGAAUGGGACAGAUUGAAAGUCUAUAAACGAGGACGAACGACUGAUUACACCGUGGGGAUUGUUCAUGGUAGGAGAAGAUCUCUCGAGGCACCCCACAGCGCUCAAGGAGUGGCAACCCACGUUAUUGUUUCAGAUGACCCAGAAAGCCCCUUCUCGAAGCGUGGAGAUAGUGGCUCCUGGGUAAUUGAUAGUCAUGGUUUACUUGUUGGUAUGAUAUGGGGAAAGUCUGACUUCGAUGACACGACGUACUUUACUCCUGCGGAUUACAUCUUCAGGUAUAUACCAAAAAGAAUCGCUGACGAUGGCGGCCCCGAGGGUCAGGUUUGUAAAAUACUCCACAAGAUUGCGUGA
Penicillium subrubescens is the source of this 3078-nucleotide messenger RNA. RefSeq lists its product as uncharacterized. Lineage: Eukaryota; Fungi; Ascomycota; Eurotiomycetes; Eurotiales; Aspergillaceae. The record is from RefSeq and is a predicted model, not a curated record. The coding region runs from base 1 to 3078 and encodes 1025 amino acids. The transcript has 2 exons.